Molecule: messenger RNA, 495 nt
Organism: Thelazia callipaeda (thelaziosis nematode)
Lineage: Eukaryota; Metazoa; Nematoda; Chromadorea; Rhabditida; Thelaziidae
Source: the annotation of a GenBank genome assembly
AUGAGUGCCACCAGUGUUACCGCCGUCACUCAGCGCUUAGUUUCCAAACGUCAAACUUUGGACGAAGCUUAUGCUCCACCUGCGAAUUUCUUGGAAAUAGAAGUAAUCAAUCCAAUUACUCAUGGUGUUGGCAAAACGCGUUAUACUGAUUAUGAGAUUCGAUUGAGGACAAAUCUGCCUAUAUUCAAGCAUAAAGAAUCUUUUGUUCGUCGUCGUUACUCGGACUUCGAGUGGCUUCGAGGUGAAUUAGAACGGGAUAGUAAAAUUGUUGUACCACUGCUACCCGGUAAGGCAUUAAAGCGACAGUUGCCUUUUCGUUCAGAUGAUGGUAUAUUCGAAGAAUCUUUUAUAGAAGAAAGGAGAAAGGGAUUGGAGUUAUUUGUGAACAAAGUAGCUGGACAUCCACUUGCACAAAACGAACGAUGCUUGCAUAUUUUCCUACAGGACCCAAUCAUUGAUAAGAACUAUAUUCCUGGAAAAAUUCGUGCGACAUAA